GGAAGCCGCUCAGUCGCCUCUAAUCGGGCCUAAAGCAACCUUGUCCGUCUCUCUCCUCGCUGAGAAUGAACAGCUACAGUCUCGUGAAUUUGCACUCCAGUCGUAUUUGUUCGUGUGUUAUACCCAACAGGAAAAGUUUACAUCGGCUCAAAAACUGCUCGUUCUCGAAGACAGUUGUUUUUCGCGACUGAAACACCGCCACCGGUGUUUUAUUCUUUCUUCUUUUUCUUCCUCUUUCUCUCAUUUCGCCAACUCGCGCCAAGGAACAAGGCGCGCCGGUUACGCGACAUUUUCCGCUAAAUCUUCGCUUUCUUCUUCUUCUUCUUCUUCUUCCUCGUUUUCACGGAAGUCGAGUAGUCGAGCGAGUUGUUUCAAUCUGUUUUUCGACGAUUAUGCGCAGAGUGCAAAGUGCAUCUGUGAUUUCUGAAUUUGGAUUACUUCGAGACUUCACACAAGACAAAAUGCCAGUGCCAGUGUGGGACUGCACGGAUAUGGGCCUGCUGGACGAGCCCCUGGACACCUCAACGGUCGUGUCCGUCGACGUAUGGAAGAAAUUCGACCUUGACUAUUUGCCCCUCGAAUAUUCCCAAAGUUCGAAAUUUGAGGAUCCGUUUGAUGAGGAGGAUUACGACUAUCGUCUGCCCAGUAUCGAGGACGAUCAGAUAAUGGAGUCGUGCGAACUUAGACAUCAUGACUGCAUGUGGGCCGGCCUCUGCAUCAGUAAAGAACACAACAGUACCUUGGCGACAAAGAUCGACCCACAAAUACACAGAAAAGUACCUGCCGGUAGAAGUCUUUUGAUACCAAAAGCCGAGCCGAUUCCUCAAAAUUCGCACCAACAGAUGCAACAGCAAAAGCAGCAACAAAAGCAGCAACAAAUUCAACAGAAUCAGCAACAACCAAAGUGUCGAACGACAAAGAAUUUGGAGAGCGAUGGGGAUUCGCCGAGGCCGGAAACUCCGCAGAGCAGUGAAGAGUCCGAGACUGAGUCUGAUUAUGAGCCACCGAUUUUCAGACACGAUCAGAUCAGCAUCAACGAGAGGCUGUCGGAGUGUUUGUCGGAAGGUGCAAUUAAUGCGGUACCAAUUAGUGUUGUGACGGGCCAACAAUUAGUGAGAACUUUGAGAAAACGGAUAGUGAGCGAUUCCAUUUUUAAUGUCAAUGUCAAUGUCAAUGUCAAUAGCAGUGCCAAUGUCAAUGUCAAUGUCAAAGAAGAGACAACGGAUCUCAGAUACACCCUCAGCGAUCACUGCUAUCAUCUCAAAAAAUUGGAACAUCUGGGAGUGCAAACACCUUCGGACUCGGGAGAGACCGGGUCUAGUUCUGAUACUGAGGAAGAAAUAGACGUAGUCUCCUAUGAUAAGCCAAGCAGACAGCCGAUAGUUCUUCCCACCUUUCCUAGUCCUGCGGAUCAGCAUCAACUCCAGCACACGGUAAAGACAGCUUUUAAAGAGAAGCCCUCAAGGCCGCGAGGCCGGCCUCCUUUAGCCGCCAAUGCCCGUAAACGUGCCGCAGCUGCUGCAUCGUCUUCGCCCACGGUUGCCAGCCCAACCAAGCGUCCAAAACGUAGUAAAACUUAUCAGAAGCGGAGUAAAUACAGUGACAUUGGUGACAUACCAAUUCUUCCAACCAGUGGCAUCAAGUGCAUUCCACCUUCGAGAAGUUCCUCCGACGAUGAGCCGGACACGGAAAAGAGGAGUUUGCACAACAACAUGGAACGGCAGAGGAGGAUAGAUCUGAGAAAAGCUUUUGAAGACUUGAGGCUUCUCGUGCCGGCUGUUGAACGCAAUGAGAAAGCACCCAAGGUUUCGAUUUUGAGGCAGGCGGCCGCCUACUGUGAUAAAAUGACCAAGGAGGAUCAAGUCUACAUCAUGCAGGUCACGGAACUUCAGAGUCGACAGGAGAGGCUGCGAGCGAGACUUAGUCAACUUAGAAAAGACUUUGCCAACUCUCGCUGAACCGGGGAGUUACUGUAAUCCUUUAGCUUUAAAUUAAAGGACGUUGAGUGGAUAAUGAUGCGAUUGGUUCAACUUUGGUGGAAAAAAAGAGGAAGAAAAAAUUUCAGCUCUGGCAUGGUAUGUCCAUGGUAUGUCGCGAGAUUUGUACGCGUUGUUGUGAGUUUGCGGCUGGACCGUCACCACACACGCCUCUUGACCGAUCCGGACACCAUUCUGUAAAUUUUGUUAUGCACGGUGUACUCUGUCGGGAAGUUGGCUCUCAGUUUCUAUUUCUUUUAAGUGUAAAAAAAAGGAGAGACACCUCCCGACAGCGGAGUACGCUCAAGUUAUUGAGACUCAUUUGGAUAACUCUUAGAAUUGUAGCAGAUACAAUUUUUUAACGUGCACGGUUAUUACGUGUGUACGAAAAACGAGAAAGUGGUUACUUGCGAGAAAUUUCUUUGGACUUUUCUGGGUUUUCUUCACUCGACAAAGAUCCAAGUCUAAGGAGAGGUCGAGAGAUGCGGGACGCCAAUUCGAGCGGGACUUUUGCAGGGUGAAAGUCGAUCAAAAUCCAUUAGAUAGGUACAUUUUCUUUUGAUUCCAUGGACCAGAGUUUCCGAGAUAUCGAGAUAUCGAUUUGAUCAGAUCUCGAUGUCUCGCUGACUGCGGCCCACAUGAUCUGAAGGAAAAUAUCCAUCUAGCAAUUUUUAAAGCACCCUUGUCCUCGGAGGGUGGUCCAGCGGCGUUUCUGCACCUCGCCAUCUCUCUCAAGUUCCGAAUUUUACUUGUUGAACUUUAAAAAACGAAUUCGUGCUCGAGUGAAUUCAGCGACAAAAUUGUAACGAUGAGUAGUAGUGAGUUAACCUAAAAAAA
Molecule: messenger RNA, 2813 nt
Organism: Belonocnema kinseyi
Lineage: Eukaryota; Metazoa; Arthropoda; Insecta; Hymenoptera; Cynipidae
Gene: Myc
Product: transcriptional regulator Myc-B-like
Exons: 4
Coding region: 393-1958 (521 amino acids)
Biological process (GO): regulation of transcription by RNA polymerase II
Molecular function (GO): RNA polymerase II cis-regulatory region sequence-specific DNA binding; DNA-binding transcription factor activity, RNA polymerase II-specific; protein dimerization activity
Source: RefSeq, a predicted model, not a curated record